AUGAGUCCGACCACUGACGAGGAAAAUCGAGACCUCAAUGAUGAGAAGGAAGCGGACCGGUUUAAAGUGGCGGUCCAAGGGUCGCGAAAGGACAAUGAGGACGACAAUGAGAUAGGACCAAAGCCUUUGGUAGCCGCAGGAGACGAGACUAUUUCUCUUUCGGCACAUUAUGGCAAAGCUUUGCUACCCGGUGAAGGCGCAGCUAUUGCUCAGUUUGUGCAGAAGAACAUGCGCAUCCCGCGUCGCGGAGAAGUUGGCUGGAACGGUGAGGAAAUCGAAAAUUUGGAAAAUUUAGGCUACGUAAUGAGCGGAAGUCGUCAUAAGCGCAUGAAUGCGGUUCGAAUCCGGAAGGAAAAUCAAGUCUACACAGCAGAAGAAAAGCGAGCCCUUGCGCUUAUUAAUUUUGAGGAGAAGCAGCAGCGCGAAAAUGCAAUUAUGAAUGAUUUUAAGGAGAUGCUUACCGCGCGGCUUACAAAAAAGCACGGUUCUCGCCUUGUAGAAGACAUGGAAUCAUCAGCGAAAGACUGA
Molecule: messenger RNA, 528 nt
Organism: Plasmopara halstedii
Lineage: Eukaryota; Oomycota; Peronosporomycetes; Peronosporales; Peronosporaceae
Exons: 2
Coding region: 1-528 (175 amino acids)
Biological process (GO): regulation of gene expression
Cellular component (GO): nucleus
Molecular function (GO): chromatin binding
Source: RefSeq, a predicted model, not a curated record